Messenger RNA from Suillus bovinus, 1080 nucleotides. RefSeq lists its product as uncharacterized. The transcript has 6 exons. Gene Ontology annotation, molecular function: protein binding. Lineage: Eukaryota; Fungi; Basidiomycota; Agaricomycetes; Boletales; Suillaceae. The coding region runs from base 1 to 1080 and encodes 359 amino acids. Gene Ontology annotation, biological process: regulation of translational initiation. The record is from RefSeq and is a predicted model, not a curated record. Gene Ontology annotation, cellular component: cytoplasm.
AUGGACACCGAUGUCUCUGAUCAGUCAACUGAUUUGAACCCUGCGAUGGAACUCAGGGACUUCAUUGCGAAGUUGAUGCAAAGUUCUGACCUCGAAUCCGUCGCUUCUGAGAUCGACGUUCUUCAGUCCAUAUACGGAGACCAAGCUAUUCACCUAUACCAUUCAUCGCCCGGAAGUCCUAGAAGCGGCAUUCCCAAUCACUCGUCUAGCAGUGCUUUAGGCGCUAUCCGUUACGAAAUUUCGCUCAAUCUACCAUCUCACGAAGAUAUCUCCAUACGCAUAUUGAUUUCGAUUCCCCCAACAUACCCUGCCUCGAACCCCCCUCAACUGCAACUUCUCUCCCGUUAUAUCGGCGCUUUUGGUGUCGACUCCUCGCUUUUUGGAUCUAUACUGCGCACGUUUAUAUCUAUCUCAGGAGUGGAAUGGACCCCGGAAAGUGUCUGCGUUUUCGACGGACUACAAAAUGUGCUGGAGCGGUGCGAAGCGUGGUAUGAAGACAAACUAAACAGGGAGACGGCUGGAGAAUUGCUCAGAGAGGAUGCACAUACCCGCAACCACGUCUUGGUCGAACCCGACGAGCCUUUUGCAUCGUCAUCGACUGCUGACGAAAAGGAUCGAGUACCUCUCAACACUGCUUUACCGGAAGGUAUCAAAAUCGUCGAAGCUGAACCUAUUGUGGACAGAAAGAGUGUUUUCAUUGGUCGUGCAUGUCGAAUAUCUGAUCCCUCACAGGUACCACUCAUUUUGAAUAAUCUCAUGUCGGAACGCCAUAUUUCCCGUGCUGCUCAUCCAAUUAUCAACGCCUGGCGUUGCCAGGUGGGUAGUGUGCUUCACCAGGACAAUGAUGACGAUGGGGAAACUGCAGCAGGUAGUCGAUUGGCCCACUUGCUUUCCAUCUUGGAAAUCAAUAACGUCCUCGUUGUUGUGACGCGGUGGUUUGGUGGAAUCCAUCUAGGUCCUGAUCGUUUCAAACAUAUCAAUCAUGCUGCCCGGAACGCACUAGAGCUUGGAGGUUUCUUAGACCAAGCGGACGAGCCAAGGGGUGGCGGGCGAAACGCGGGGAAGGGGCGGAAACGAUAA